AUGGGGCCGUCAGAGAGCUCACAGCCUUCGGCGGGUCUCAGCCCUAGAUUAGGAGGUCGAUACGGCGGCCCAUUGGCCGCGGCGGUCCACGCGGCGGCCACCCCCUUCUCCGUCAAGGACAUCCUGAACCUGGCGGCGGCCAACGAGCAGCAAGCUGCGAGCCAGUUCUUCCCCGUCAUGGACGUCAGCUUCGCCUUCGACGAGUGCUCCGCAGCUGGCACCACCUUCACGGCAAGCAACAACAACAACAUCUUGAACGGCACGCCCGGUUUCUGCGACGGCAACGCCCCUCUCGAUCCGUUCGCUGACCUGUACUACUCCACCGGGUACGCAGGGGGAGGCGCCGGCGGGAAAGUGUCGGUGUCUGUGGAGGGCUUUUGCGGAGGCGGCGGCGACGUGGACCAGUCGCUCACGUCGCCGCACGUGCAGCAGCUGAGCCACCUGUGUCCGCCAUACCCGGAGCAGCAGCCGUCGCACGUGCACCAACAACUGCAGCCACAGCAGCAACACACCCAGCCAGGCGCGGUUGAAAGCGACAAGACGGUGCGAACAGAUUCGAAAAGGAGCCAGACUGGUCAGCAUCGCCAAAGGAUUAAGAGGAAGCCCAGAGUGCUCUUCUCGCAGGCGCAGGUGCACGAGUUGGAGCGACGCUUCAAGCAGCAGCGCUACCUGUCAGCCCAGGAGCGCGAGCACCUGGCGUCGCACCUCAAGCUGACGUCGACGCAGGUGAAGAUCUGGUUCCAGAACCGCCGCUACAAGAACAAGAGGCAGCGGCUCCUGGAGGGCGCCACCGCAGCCGCCGCCGCACAGCAGCAGCAGCAACCGCGGCGCAUCGCGGUUCCGGUGUUGGUGCGCGACGGCAAGCCGUGCGCCACCGAGGAGGAGUCAUUCCUGUGCCACGGCUACCCCACGGCCUCCACCCCCGGCGCUCUGCAGUUCGACCAGCCGCCGCCGCCGUCGCCCCCAGGUCUGGAUGUCUUCAGCCGCCAGGAUGCUGCCCCCUACUGUGCGGUAGUAGACGCCCACCAGCUGAGAGCCUGGUGA
Messenger RNA from Schistocerca serialis cubense, 1044 nucleotides. RefSeq names its product homeobox protein Nkx-2.5-like. The record is from RefSeq and is a predicted model, not a curated record. Lineage: Eukaryota; Metazoa; Arthropoda; Insecta; Orthoptera; Acrididae. Gene Ontology annotation, biological process: cell differentiation; regulation of transcription by RNA polymerase II. Gene Ontology annotation, cellular component: nucleus. The coding region runs from base 1 to 1044 and encodes 347 amino acids. Gene Ontology annotation, molecular function: RNA polymerase II cis-regulatory region sequence-specific DNA binding; DNA-binding transcription factor activity, RNA polymerase II-specific. The transcript has 7 exons.